AUGCAUGCGUACACCGUCGCCGCACAAGGCGUGGGGAGUGAGUGGGCCCCGAUCCGCAUCAAGGUGUCUGCGAAGGACAUGGACGAUCAGUUGAAGCACUGCCUCCCAGGGAAGCAUUGGCGCCUGGUCGGUAACAGCUGGAAGGAAUGCACGGAGGACAUGAUGUUGACGGAGGCGAAGAAGGACAUUCUUUUGAAGCAACUCCUCCCGGCCGCAAUUAAGCUGCACGCCGAGCGUCUGUACGUGAGGCCCAUGCAGGAUCCCAUCCGUAUGCCAGAGAAAGGUCUAGGGUUGUGCACCGGUUUAAACAUCCCUUCCUGGCACCACACGAUCGGCGUGAGCGGCGCCGACAUGGUUCUCUACGUCGACGCUGUCGUGAGUGAAAGUGCCAUUGCAUAUGCGGCCCCCUGCGUCUUUCUGGAGGACGGACGGACGUACGCUGGCGUCGCGAAGUUUGACUCCCGGCACAUAAAGGCCACUAAUGAAGCUGUUCGCACUGCAGCGCACGAGAUUGGGCACGUUCUUGGGUUUUCGUAUGAUCGCCUGUCGAGGUUCAAUAUGGUCUCCAAGGUCUCCAAUGUGCGCGGGAAGAAGGAGGUGUGGGUGAUUUCUUCACCGAAAGUGAAGGAGCUGGCGAGGAAGUACUACAACUGCCCCACACUCGCGGGCAUGGAGCUGGAGGAGAGCGAUGGUGAGGGGUAUGACAGGAGCCACUGGAAGAAACUCAGCGCAGCGGACGAGUUUAUGAAUCCUGAGGCCCCGCCCAUGUAUUACUCCGUAUUGACGCUUGCGGCAUUUGAGGACAUGGGUGUGUACAAGGCCAACUACGACAUGGCGGAGCCGUUGCGGUGGGGCAACAACUCUGGCUGCAGGCUGCUGAAAAAUAAGUGCUUCACCAAUGGCCGCACCAACUACCCUGAGUUGUUCUGUAAACAAGACAGCAGUGACCGCAAGCUGCUCUGCACGUAUGACCGUCUUUCUCUGGGGAACUGUGGGCUACGGACUUACCUCCAUCCUCGUUCACCGGAGUUUCAGUACUUUGAUAACCCCACACUUGGAGGUUCGAGGCUUAUGGACUACUGUCCGUAUGCUACUGGGCGUGCGGCGUCUGGGUGCACCAACGGCGAUACUAAAUCUAUCCCUGGAAGCUUCAUUGGCUCGAGCUCACGGUGCGUAAAGGGGGAGGGGCUUCUUUAUGAUUACCAAGAGAUUGGCGAUGUGUGCGUGAACACGCAGUGCAGUGGGGGUAAUCUGAGGGUGCAGUUCCUUGGCGACGACACGUGGCACGACUGCAAUGAGGGCGAGAUGGUUGCGCCGUCGGGGGGCAAAUGGAGCGGGGGGAGCAUCCGGUGCCCCAAAUAUGCCGACGUGUGCGCAGCCUUUCCUAACAUCUGGGCCCUCCCAAUACCAGUCGUUGCCCCGCCACUUGCGGGGGAUCCAAACUCUGCAGACACAAAUGAUGAAUCAGGCGGUACUAAUCCUGAGCCCGAUGCUUCACCCUCAACGUAUCCGUCGCACAACACCAAUCCGGAACGCAACCCAACCAGCAUGCGUGGUGAGGUUACUCCGAACCCGUAUGGGAAAAGCAGCGUUGGAGGAAACGGGAAUCGCGGAGGGAAGCAAUCCGGACUCGGUGACACUUCAGUUGUUGCUGUUGGUCUCAGUUCCCUUGCGGUUCUCGCCGUGGCCGUCGCUGUGGCGAUGGCGCCUCUUUGA
This is a messenger RNA of Trypanosoma rangeli, 1716 nucleotides long. Its product is annotated as leishmanolysin. Gene Ontology annotation, molecular function: metalloendopeptidase activity. The coding region runs from base 1 to 1716 and encodes 571 amino acids. The record is from RefSeq and is a predicted model, not a curated record. NCBI's taxonomy places the organism in Eukaryota, Euglenozoa, Kinetoplastea, Trypanosomatida, Trypanosomatidae. Gene Ontology annotation, cellular component: cytoplasm; membrane. Gene Ontology annotation, biological process: proteolysis; cell adhesion. The transcript has a single exon.